This is a messenger RNA of Octopus sinensis (East Asian common octopus), 1605 nucleotides long. RefSeq names its product DNA primase small subunit. Gene Ontology annotation, cellular component: alpha DNA polymerase:primase complex. NCBI's taxonomy places the organism in Eukaryota, Metazoa, Mollusca, Cephalopoda, Octopoda, Octopodidae. The transcript is spliced from 13 exons. The coding region runs from base 68 to 1288 and encodes 406 amino acids. The record is from RefSeq and is a predicted model, not a curated record. Gene Ontology annotation, biological process: DNA replication, synthesis of primer.
CCGUAAACGGAACUAGAAUAAUUUGGCGCCAAAUUUCACCGUACCAGUGAAGACAACAAACUUAAUAAUGCCAACCAAAAGCACAUACGAUCCUGAGAUUUUACCAAAUUUAUUGCCAGCUUAUUACAAAUAUCUCUUUCCAUUUAAUCCCUAUUGUACAUGGCUUCGAUACGGUGUCGCCCAGAAAAGUUAUUUUUCUCUCAGAGAGUUUUCUUUCACCCUAAAAGACGAUGUUUACAUUCGGUAUCAAUCUUUUAAUGACCAAAAGGAACUUGAAACAGAAAUCUGCAGCAUUUGCCCAUACAAAAUCGAUGUUGGUGCUGUGUUCUCACAUAAGCCCAAAAUGUACAAAACCAUCAAAGCAAACAGUUUUGUGGCAGAAGAGAAAGAAUUGGUCUUUGAUAUUGAUAUGACAGAUUACGAUGAUGUCAGGAACUGCUGCUCUGGUGCCCAGAUUUGUAAGAAAUGUUGGCCCCUAAUGAUUAUAGCAAUCAAAAUCCUGGACAAAGCAUUAAGAGAUGAUUUUGGUUUUGACCAUUUGCUGUGGAUCUAUUCUGGGCGCCGAGGUGUUCACUGUUGGGUGUGCGACAGUACAGCACGCAAACUCACCCCAAAUGGCAGAGCUGCUAUUGCAGAAUAUCUAAGUGUUGUCAAGGGUGGUGAAAAUAAUUUGAAGAAAGUAGUUUUGCAGGAGCCAAUCCAUCCAUUCAUUGAGAGAUCAGUUGAAAUUAUAGAAGAGUACUUUGAAGGUUAUGCCCUUGUUGAUCAGGAUAUCUUGCGCAGUGAAAACAUCAAUGAAAUUAUAAAUUUGAUUCCAGAAAAAAAUAGAAAUGAUAAUCUCCAGAAAGUCCUGUUGUCUGCAAACAAUUCCAUAUCCAGGUGGAAUAUCCUGACAAAAGAACUAGAAAGGCCUGGUGUCCAUGCUGGUCGGGUGUUGAAGGAGAUUAUGCUGCAAUAUUGCUAUCCUCGUCUUGAUGUCAACGUCAGCAAAGGUUUGAACCAUUUGCUAAAGUCACCGUUCAGUGUCCACCCAAAGACAGGUCGAGUUUGUAUCCCAAUAGAUCCAACAGAUGUGGAAAACUUUGAUCCAUUUACAGUUCCAACCAUCUCCCAACUGAUUGAUGAAAUAAACACAACUUCUGAGAAUGAGGAAAAUUUGAAGAUCAAAGAUUAUAAGAGAACUUCUUUGAAGGAAGGUGUGGAGAUAUUUGAAAAUUUCUUGAAAAAACUGAAGAAAACUUGGGAAGGUGCCAUGAUCAAAGAAAGUGAUCUAAAAAUGGAGCUGUAGUGAAAAAGAAAGAAUAUUUGCAAAAGGACUGAGGUUUUGACAUGUUACACUUUGGAAUUCUUUUUUCAUUUUUAUCAUGGCAGAUUAGCUGAAACAUUACAACAUCGGGCAAAAUGCUUUGUGGUUUUUCUUCAAGCUCUUUACAUUCUGAGUUCAAUUUCCACCAAGGUUCAUCCUUUCAGGCUUGAUAAAAUAAGUACCAGUUGAACACUGGGAUCACUAUAAUCGAUUUAGGCCUUCCCCUUAAAAAUUGUUGGCCUUAUGCUAAAGUAAGAAGGAUUAUUGUAAUUAUUAUUAUUAUUAUUAUUAUUAAGGCA